Lagopus leucura (white-tailed ptarmigan) is the source of this 2958-nucleotide messenger RNA. RefSeq names its product metaxin 3 (gene MTX3). Gene Ontology annotation, biological process: mitochondrion organization. The transcript has 9 exons. Gene Ontology annotation, cellular component: SAM complex. The record is from RefSeq and is a predicted model, not a curated record. Bases 27 to 929 code for a protein of 300 amino acids. Lineage: Eukaryota; Metazoa; Chordata; Aves; Galliformes; Phasianidae.
CCGGGCCCGCGCUGCCGGCGGACAAGAUGGCGGCUCCCAUGGAGCUGAGCUGCUGGGGAGGUGACUGGGGGCUGCCGUCUCUCCAUCCGGAGUCUCUGACCGUCAUGGCUUAUGCUAAAUUUGCUGGAGCUCCUCUGACAGUGAAUACUAUAAAUAAUUCCUGGAGCACUCCAAAAGCAGACGUACCAGUCCUUAUAUCAGAAGACACUGUUAUUUCUCAGCCAGCAAAAAUACUAAACUUCUUAAGAAAGCAGAGAUACAAUGCUGAUUAUGAAUUGUCUGCGAAACAAGGAGCUGAUACACUGGCUUAUAUUGCACUACUUGAAGAGAAACUGCUUCCUGCCCUGCUGCACACUUUUUGGGUCGAGGCUGAAAAUUACUGCAGUGUAACAAAACCGUGGUUUGCCUCAAGGAUUCCCUUCCCACUAAGUUUGUAUCUGCCUGGAAAGAUGUCCAGGGAAGCACUCAACAGGAUCUUGCUGACCAGAGGAGGCCCUCCUCUCUACAGUCUCACUGAAGUGGAAGCACAGAUAUACAGGGAUGCCAAGGAGUGCCUAAAUCUCCUGUCAAAGAGAUUGGGAACAUCUCCGUUUUUCUUUGGAAAUACACCUACUACCUUGGAUGCCUUCGUGUUUGGUUUCCUUGCACCAGUUUAUAAAGUGUGCUUCCCUAGAGUACAAUUACAAGAGCAUUUGAAACAGCUUACCAACCUGUGUCGCUUCUGUGAUGAUAUUUUAACCUGCUAUUUCAAGUUAACUGUUACAGGCCAUUCUCCAUCUGGACAGGAUACAGCAGAUGCUAAUCUGCAGAAACUCACACAGCUUGUAAAUAAGGAAUCCAACUUGAUUGAAAAGAUCCGGCUCUCAUUAUUUCUCUGCAGAUGGAUGACAACCUUCGUAAGAGUCCUCAGCACCCCCCUCGGAAGAUAACAACACUGAAGCUUGCUGCAGGUGGAGAAGAAAGCAGUCCACUGAAUCGUUUGUCACCUUGACAGCUUUUGUUGCACACGCACACUUGCUUGCCUUCAAUUCUUCUGAAUAUCACAGCAAUUUUUCUCAUGAAUGUGGUUUUACAAGGGAAUAAUCUAGAAAUGGGUUAAGUAUGGACGAAACACGGCUUUACAAUGUCCUGUCUGUUAUUUUUAAGAAAACUAGUAGUUCAGGCUUACUGUACACUAAGCUAAAACUCAAGUAUUGCACAAGGGGCUUAUUCCUGCAGACAUUAAAGUGAUUUUGUACAGCAGAGUUAACAUUAGCAGGAAUGUUGACCAAAAAUUAAAAUGCAAUUUUUACAGAGUUCCAGUGCAUUUAUAGAAGUUUCACUGUUGUUUUAGUUUAUGGCUUUUGAUUUACUGUAAUCACAUUAUUGUAUGUUAGUGGGUAUACUGUUGUAUCUUUCCAAAAGUUACGAAGUCUAGUUGUAGAAUUGGUGAGAAUACUGAAAGAGAAUGAAGUGUUACCCAUCUUUGCAGGUGAGAAGUGAAAAAAAAUGACAGGAAGUUAUAUACUCUUGAUUGUGAGUAUGUGAGUGUUCACAUUCAUGAACACUCUUGUGUUUUAAGGGUGUUUGCAUUUUUGAAAGCUUGUUGAGCUGUACUUUAACAGAAAAUGUUGAGAAGCUUGUGUGCCAUGAAGAGUAUAGUGACAGAGAGUUUAACAUUUUACGGAUAACUCAUGGAAUCAUAGAAUGGCCUGGGUUGAAAAGGACCACAAAGAUCAUCUAGUUUCAACUCCCUGCUAUAUGCAUGGUCUCCAGCCACCAAACCAAGCUGCUCAGAGCCACAUCCAGCCUGGUCUUGAAUGCUCCAGGGAUGAGGCAUCCACAACCUUCUUGGGCAACCUGUUCCAGUGAACUCAUAUUAGUUCUGUGUGAAACUGGCUUCACCUGUGUACAGGAUAAUACCAUAGGCCAGAAAACUGUAAGUCAAAAUUGCAUAGGAUUGGUGGUGAGGUAGAGAGGUUUGAUUUGCUCUUAUUAGGAUAAGUGACUUGUCUAGUAAAUAUACUGUGGAUCUGGAUUGAAUUGAACCAGUUAGACUUUGUAAAACAGCCAGUUUAGGCUUUUGCAUUUGUCACAGAUACCUCUAACUUGUUUUCUAAACACUGUUGUUCAUUGAAAAAUGAUAAUACAGGACAUCUAAAUUUUAUUGUUUGACAGUAUAGUUCAGAGUUCUUUUAUCUCUGCAAACUGUAAUGUGUUGUAGUACAUAGUUAUUCUGUAUAAUUAAGGAACUUGGGUCUCAUUACACUUAGUAGCAACAUUUCCUGUUCAAUUGUCCCAGUCAAUUCUGUCACAAGAAGGCUGCUGUGAUGCCGUGUUGGUAAUGUAGUGGUAGGUGCUUCAGGAUUGAUGUAAUCAGAAUUAGUCACAAGGAUUGACCAAAAUGGCAGCACUGGGGAUACAUAAUUCUUGUGACUGUACGGGAUGAUUCUUCUGAUUUCUAUUUUUUUUCUGGCAGAAUCAGGGUCUCUUAGAAUCCCUUUGCUAUUAGUCACAUUUGAGAUACGAAUUUAAAUUAUUUACUAUUUAUACUGAUGACUGUAGAUUGUGUAUAUAAUGUUCUUUCAAAUUCUGUUUAAGGAAUGUAGUAAUCUUCAACAUGUCCUAAUUACAACUAAAAUGUUGGGUAUUUAAUGAGCACUUUAAGGUUUAAGCUUUUGCUUGUAUUAGAAUAUUUGUUUCAGUGAUUUUGAAAUGAGUUUAGCACAUAUUCGUGGUAAUUGUGAAUAAACUGACAAUCUAGUAUAUAUAAAAGUAAAUAAAAUGCUUGAAGUCUUUACUGCUUGACAGGUUUAAAUGAGAUCAGGUCACAGUGCUUUUCAGUGUCUUUUAUUUAUGAACAUGGAUAUGGAGAAUAUGCCUUAUUCUGUUGCUGUUGUGAAUAUGUACACUUAGUCUUUAAAAUCUCUUUGUAAAACGGUCAUUGUUCCAAGAUUAAAAUUUUAGACAUUUGUUGGA